AUGACAGUUGACAACAAGUUGAUUAGUGCAAAUAGUGCUCGACUAUUCGAACUUCUGCUAAAAGCUACUCGAACAUCGAAUGAAAGCGAAGCAACCCAAUGGUGGAAACAUUUUAAUGAAAGUCUUGAUCCUUAUCAAACACAUAUAAAACGAACAUUAGAAAAGAAAAGUUACUUUUCUUUAUUCAAUAAAAAGAAUGAGGCAAUCAUUCCAGUACUUGCUCAACAACUCGAUAAAGAUAAAUUGUCUGUAUUACAUUAUGUCGCUUAUUAUAAUAAUUUUUUUAUUUGUUAUUUUAAUAUUGUCGGAAAAAACGGAGAAACAAUUUUACAUGUAGCAGCUCGAUCUAAAACAAUCGAUGAAGAUACACAUCGUGUAAACAUAAGCAACAACUCCGAAAAUCAGCAACAAUCAUUAUUAAUCUAUUUGUUAUCAAAAACAGAUAAUAAGCAAAAACCAUUAGUCGACAUCGACAAACGAGAUAAUCAAGGUCGAACAGCAUUACAUCAUGCUGUCAUGUCUAAUAGAAUUGCAAACGUGAAAGUAUUACUUGAUUAUGAAGCAACUAUUACAAUAAAAGAUAUUCGUCAAGCAACACCGUUACAUUAUGCAUGUCGUUUUAAUAGAAAAAAUGAUAUUGUUCGAUAUUUACUUUUAAAAGCUGAUUCAUUUAAAUAUCAAUCGAAUAAAUUCAAAUGGAUAAAACAAAGUAUAUCACACAAACCAUCAUUUCCAAUUUAUUCGAAAUUAGAUUAUAUUCAUGCAAAAACAACAGAUGGACAUGAUGCUAUUUCCCUUGCACAAACUUAUAAUCAUGAAGAAAUACUUGAAGAACUUUUUAAACAUAUACAACAUAAUUAUUUUCGAUGGCAAGAAAAAGAUAAGAUUAUUUUUGAUCAAAUUUAUAAGGCUAUUUUAGCUGAAGAUCCGAGCCUAAUAGAUUCUUAUCCGGCUUGGCUUGUUAUCAAUGAAAAGACUGGUGAGACUCCACUUCAUAUUGCUUGUACACACGGUUGUCCUACAAUUGUAUUGCAUCUUCUUAACCGUCAGUAUUCGAAUGAUGAUCAUCGUAGUCCGAAUAUUAUAUUCUUACGAGAAAAACAAAAUGGUUUUACUCCCAUUCUUUCAGCUGCUUAUGCUGGUCAAGCAAAAUGUUUUGAACAUAUGCUUAAUGUUAUUCUAAAAGUUAUUAUGACCAAUAAUAAUCCGAAUAAAUUUAUUAAUGAUGUAUUAAUUGAUCGAUAUGGUCGAACUUUAUUACAUAUUUGCGUUGUUUCAAGACAAUUUAAUAUACUGGAAAUAUUAAUGUUAUCUAUACAAUCAAAUCCAAUUUUAUUUGUACGAGUCAUUGAACCAAUGAUAUUUACAUUAGAUUAUAAUGAUGAAACACCUCUUCAUAUAGCUGUACGUUUAGAAUUAUAUUCUAUAUGUCAAUUAUUACUUUUAUUUGCGGAUAAACUUGAUGAAAUUCAGCAACCUUGCAUUUAUCUUGAUAAAAUUGAUGGUGAAUUAAUACGAUCUACAGAUGUAUAUACUGAAGAUAUUCAAUUAGUUCCAUCAUAUAUGCUUUCAAUGUUAACUAAAUCUCGUGUAUAUAUAAUUGGAUAUAAAAAUAAAAAUGGUCAAUCAUCAUUUCAUAUGGCUAUUUUUUAUGGAUAUCAACAUAUUAUGAAUCUCUUUCUUAAACAUGGUAAUGUAUAUGGUAUGAAUUAUUUAUUAGAACAUACAGAUGCUAAUAUUCGAACACCAUUACAUUUAGCUGCUUUGUAUGGUCAUUGUGAUAUUACAAAACAAUUAUUUUUAUUAAAUGUUAAGAUGUAUGUCCGAGAUGAUCAUGAAUCAACACCAUUACAUUGUGUUGCUCAAUGUGUUGGUAUUAAAUGUUAUCAUGAUAUUGAUGCAUCUGUUUGUAUACUUGACAUAUUUUUAAAAUAUAUUGAAAAUUAUGAAAAAAAUUCUUGUGAUUUCUUAACAACAGUUGAUGGCUUUGGUCAUAAUUGUCUUGAAACAGCUACCAUAUCACGAAAUCGACCUUUUGUUGAAUAUCUAUUAAAUCUUAAUAAUAUUUCUCUAUUUAAAAGUCUUUUACGUAAUGCUCAAUUACUUGAUAUUCAUCAUCAACAUGUUGAUACACCACUUAGAAAAUUAGUAAAAUGUAUGCCUGAUUUAGCUUAUCGAAUACUUGAUAUUUUUAUAACACAUAUUGGUGAUAAACAUGAAGCUCAUCAUGAAAUAAUCUAUGAUUUUGAAUUUCUUGAAGAUCAUUGUUAUAUACAACAAUGGAAACAACAUAAUAUGGCAUCUCAAAGGAUAAUAAAUAGACCAACACAUACAUUUUGUUGUUUUGUAUUUUGUUGUCAUAAACAACUUGAAUUUCAAAAUCAAUUUCAUGGUAAUAAUCAUCAUCAAUCAUUAUUUGCUUAUACAGCAAAUCCUUAUACAUUAGUACAUAAUACUGUACUUUCAGUUAUGUGUAAAUGUGCUAAACGAAUUGAUUUAAAAGAUCAGGAAGAUGAAAGUAGUGAUGUUCAACAUAGUUAUAAAUUAAUGCAUCAUCCUCUUUGUUGUCAAUUAACACAACUUAAAUGGAAACAAUUUGGAUUACCAUUAUUUUUAACAUUUUUUUUUAUCUAUAGUCUUUAUUUGAUUUUAUUUACAAUAGCGAUGUUACGAAAUAAACAACCAGAAUAUUUUUAUCGAUUAGUAAAUGCUUCAUUUCCAAAUGGAUAUUAUUCCCAUGGACAUAAAUUGAAUUGUGAAGAAGUUGCUCAACGUCUUGUACAAUUAAAUGUUCGAGAAGCAUUGAAACAACCAGCAGAUCGUAUUAUUAAAACAUUAGUUAUUGUAUUAUUAUGGGUUCAUGUCGUAAAAGAUACUUUAUUAAUCAUUGGUGUACAUCGAUUUUCUCUUGUAUGGCGAAUCUAUAUGGAAACUGUAACACUUAUUCUUAGUUUUAUUUGUUUAUAUGAUGGUGAUCAAUGGCAAGGUCAGUUGCGUUUUCGUUGUCCAACACAAUGGCAAUUGGGUGCGUUUGGAGUGUUUCUUGCUUGGACAACAUUAUUAUCUUAUCUUCGUUUUUUUCCUAUAUUUGGAGUUUAUGUUGUUAUGCUUGAAGUAAUUAUGAUUAAAUUCUUAUGGUUUGCUCCAGUAUUAGUAAUAUUAAUUUGUUCAUAUUCAUCAGCUUUUUAUAUGCUUCUACAAAAUCAACCUGUUUUUUCUACAAUACCCUUUGCUUGGUUUAGAUCAGCUUUUAUGGUAUUAGAUACAGGUUAUGAAGAUCGGUUCUUUGGUCCAGAUAGUGAAGAAUAUAUUAGUCUUUAUCCAGUUCUUUUUGUUAUCUUUCUUUUCUUCGGUGUUACAAUGACGAUUUUGGUCAAUAAUCUUCUCAUCGCUUUAGCUGUUGGUGAAAUAGCAGAUUUAUCAGCUAUUGCACGUGUACGUAAUGCAACAAGACGAUACGAAUUAUUACGUGAAUGGGAAAUAUUUCGUUUACAAUGUUUAUGGUCACCUGCUCCACUUCAUCUUCGUCAUGAACAUUUUGAAAAAAAAUGGAAUCGACAAUUACGAACAUGUUUAAGAUGGGUUUAUCGUUAUUCAUUUCUCAAAGCUGAUGAUUGA
Messenger RNA from Rotaria sp. Silwood2, 3618 nucleotides. The record is from the annotation of a GenBank genome assembly. Lineage: Eukaryota; Metazoa; Rotifera; Eurotatoria; Philodinida; Philodinidae.